This is a messenger RNA of Exserohilum turcica Et28A, 309 nucleotides long. RefSeq lists its product as uncharacterized. The transcript is spliced from 2 exons. The record is from RefSeq and is a predicted model, not a curated record. Lineage: Eukaryota; Fungi; Ascomycota; Dothideomycetes; Pleosporales; Pleosporaceae. Bases 1 to 309 code for a protein of 102 amino acids.
AUGAAGCUGAUAUAUCGUGUUGCGCAUAUUUCGCUCGUUGUCUGCCUUUCUGCCCUUCUCAUCUACAGCGUCUACUAUGCCUUUGCUCUGCUCAUCGAAGACCGCCGGCCCCACUUGCCGCCUGUCGACGAGGAGCCUGCCGGUCCACGCAAACCUUCACCACAGGAUACUGCCAGGUUCAUGAACACGAUGUGGAGUUAUCUAGAAGACUGGGACGAAGAGCCCUGCAUACACGUGUGCUCGGCGUCUUGGGCUGCUUGUCGGCUGAGGCACUGCGAUGUCCUGCCGCAUCUUCACAGGCAAGAUUGA